AUGAACAUCAAUCGAGAAGCUGAAAAAAAAUGGGCAAAUCGUCCUGUCAGUGAACAAUUGGAUGUGCCUUCAUCUUCUAGUUUUAGAGAAAGCCGAACGUUAAAGGAAAAGAAAAAACUUAUUCAAGAUCUCAGUGAUCGCAAAAGGAUGUUGGAAAACGAAAGAGAUACUCGACGAAAUACCAUUCUUGUUCUUGAAAAAAAAUUGAGACAAGCCAACAAUAAUGUAAAAUAUAUUUCAAAUAACCUUCAUACGAAAGAAAUCGAAUGCAAUGUUUUAAACGAGGAAUUAGAUGAAUGGCGUAACCGUGUAUCUGCUGUUCUUGAACUCAAUAGCCAAUAUGAACUGCAAAUUGACGAAUUGAAACAACAAAUUAUCAGACAAGAAGUAACACUGAAAUUGUUGCGUCAAUCUGAUUAUGUUGCCAGUUCACAAAAGAAUGAAUUGAAUAUUUUACAUGAACAGCAAGAAUCAAUCGAAAAACAAUUGAAGGAAACAUUAGACAUUAAACAAUCCUAUUUUCAUGAACUUUUAACCAUGAAAGAAUCUCAUUCAGCUUUAGUAAGAACCACGAAUGCUGAGAAAUUGCAGUUGAUUAAAAAAAUUUUCGACUUUGAAGCGAUUAUUGAAUCAUUGAAAAAACAGCUGCUAGAUUCGCAGUGCAAGCAAGAGCAAGAAUUGUAUUCAGAACGUGCGCAUUCAUUGGAAUUAGCGCGUCAUUUAAAUAAAUGUGAACAGCAAAAAGCAGAUAUGGAGCUUCAGUUGCGAGUAAUCGCUGAAGAACAUAAAUUUUUAAAUGACAAAUUGAAUAAGCAAUCAGAACUUACCGCAAAUUUAUCUAAGAAGGAACUCGAAAUUUCAAAGAGUUUGUUAGAAGAACUCUAUGAAUUUCGACAAUUUUUAUUUGAAAAUGAGAUUCUUGGUCUAAAUUACGAUAUGAAAAUUGCACUUAAUGAAACUGAACAGUUGAAAAAUGUGAUUAGCACAAUUCGUUCGCAAGCUGUACUCCAAAAGGAAAAUAGCGGGCACAGAGAAGCGCAAUGUCUAAAGCAUGAAGAAAAUCAGAUUCGAGAAUUGGUUCAAUCACUAGAAGAACAAAAUAAAACGCACGUUGCACAAAUUCAAGAGAUGCGCAUAAGAAUGAAUGCCGCCGAAAAUGAAUUAGAACAUUUACGUUUUCGACUUCGAGAAAAGAAUCAGGAAGAGACUUGUUUACGGGCCAAACUAGCUUCAUUAGAAGAAUUGGAAAAAAGACGUGUCACAAGUGCGCCAACUAAUCACCCCUUAUUUGAAGACGAAGGUGGUUGUAAUAUAUUAUCAUCCACUGUCAGUUCGAAAGAAACUCCGUUAGCUAUAUCUAGUUCCACAUUUUCCACUUCAUUGGGUGCAUUCAAAUGCUCAAAGAAUCGAAAUCAAUCGGUGGAUAAUGAACUCAAGUUAACUCGUUAUGAUCGAAAAUUUCCUCUACAUUUAAAAUCGGAACACUCACUAGAAGCUUUGAUUCCUGAAGAUAAACUUGAGGAAAAAAAAGAUCGGAAUGUCGAAAAUUCCCAAACACAGCAAGUCUCAGAAGCAAAUAGAAAAAGUACCUGCCUAAGAUACUUAGUAAAUUAUCAAAAGUCGAUUGCUGCAGUUGAUUUUUAA
This is a messenger RNA of Dracunculus medinensis (Guinea worm), 1644 nucleotides long. The record is from the annotation of a GenBank genome assembly. Lineage: Eukaryota; Metazoa; Nematoda; Chromadorea; Rhabditida; Dracunculidae.